CGACCUUAGCCUGUUCCACAACGAAACAUACGUACUAAAAAAUAUAUAUUCUACAAAUUUAUUUAAAAUUAAGUUAUUUGACAACAACUCAAUGACAGCUCAUUCACAUAUUAAAUUAUAUUUUAUUAACAAAUGAAUAUAUAACUAAUAAUAUUAUUAAAUAAUGGAGAAUUAUUAUAAAGGGAAAAAUGUGGAGGAAGACUUAGAACGGGACAGAAUACCAAUUAAAAAUUUACCAGAGAAUUUUCUUUGGAUGCAAGUAAAAGGUGGAAGUAAAAUGGGAAAUCUGCUUUCACAUGCAUCCGGCAUUUUGGAGGAUAAAGCAACAACUGCUGUUGUUUGGAGCGCAGCAGGAGUAGGAAUCCCAAAAGCUAUUUCCUGUGCAGAAAUUUUGAAACGACAGUUUUCAAUAGGAUAUCAAGUUACUAAGUUAACACAUAAAAAUGUUGAAGAAUAUUGGGAACCCAAAUUGGAUGGACUUGAGACAAUUGUAGUCAAAAGACAAAUACCUGUAAUACAUAUACUACUGUCAGUAACUCCUAUUACUGAUAUUAAUGAACUUGGAUAUCAAACCUUACAAGGAAAGAAAUUUUGGCAUAAAGAGGUUUCUACCAGCAACACAAAGCAAAAUCAACCAUAUAAAUCUAAAAAACUUUUUAAAUAUAAGAAAACUGUUGAAAAUUCAUAGAAAGAAAUAAACUUUACACUAUUAUUUGCUUA
Messenger RNA from Galleria mellonella (greater wax moth), 720 nucleotides. It is a transcript of the gene Rpp25, whose product is annotated as ribonuclease P protein subunit p25-like protein. The record is from RefSeq and is a predicted model, not a curated record. Gene Ontology annotation, molecular function: RNA binding. Gene Ontology annotation, cellular component: ribonuclease MRP complex. Lineage: Eukaryota; Metazoa; Arthropoda; Insecta; Lepidoptera; Pyralidae. Gene Ontology annotation, biological process: tRNA 5'-leader removal. The transcript has 4 exons. The coding region runs from base 164 to 688 and encodes 174 amino acids.